Patiria miniata (bat star) is the source of this 2971-nucleotide messenger RNA. It is a transcript of the gene ube3a, whose product is annotated as ubiquitin-protein ligase E3A-like. Gene Ontology annotation, biological process: protein polyubiquitination. Lineage: Eukaryota; Metazoa; Echinodermata; Asteroidea; Valvatida; Asterinidae. Gene Ontology annotation, molecular function: ubiquitin protein ligase activity. The transcript has 11 exons. The record is from RefSeq and is a predicted model, not a curated record. Bases 1 to 2859 code for a protein of 952 amino acids.
AUGAAUCCACCGAAAGAUCUCUCCUUGGGAGCGGCGGAAGAGGAAAGAACCAGUCAAGUCACCCAAAGAAGCCCCGCUACCAGUCCAGAUGAUAUGAAGCGUGCAGCGGUACAGAAGCGCAUUGAGCAGUAUUUCUACCAGCUUGUAGAUGGCUGUGGCAACGAGCAAUGCUCCAAUGAGCACUGUGCCUCUAACAAAAGCUCGAGGCCGCUCAGCCACAAUGAGGCAGCGGCUAAGGCUGUGGCUCUGUGCAAGUCUAAAGCCCAACUCUGCUACCAAGCUGAUGAGAAGAAUGCAAAACAAGCCAAGACCACUCAUCAAGGCAAAAAAGAUGUCAGUGGUGAAGCACCAACGAAUAGUCAGGGGGUGGUUAAUAGACUAACUGACACUGGUGCAUCUACAAGCAACCAAACACCAAAAGCUGACAAGGGUACUAGACUUGUGUCGGCCAGCAAUGAGGCCUCAACUAGCUCCCAGACUACACGGAUGGGUAUGGAUGCCACGUUGAUGGCAACUCCAAUGAAUGACAAAGCAUCAACGAGUAAUGAGACACCCAAGAUUGGCACAGCUCCAGAGUUGAUUGGUGCACCUGUGAAGAAAGGCAAAUCAGAUCAAGCACCCAAACAACCUGACCACUUGUCAGAAAAGAAAAUGCUUACCCUUAUCGACUCAUGCAAGAAGGAAAAUAACUUCUCUCCGUUAGUGCGAUUGAUUGGUGAGGUGUUCUCCAGUUGGAAAGCUCUCAACAAGAGUUUCUUGAAGGCUCCCUUCAAGGUCAAGACCCCUGACCAGGAAGUGAUGGAUCUUGGUAGACAAUUGUCAGAGAAGGAACAAGAGAGGAUGAUAGAUGAUAAAGAGAAGGAUGAAGAUGAAUCAGUAGCUUCUGGAAGCCUACCAACCAGGACUGGAGACCUCAUGGUAGACAUGGAAGCAGUCCAACGUGUCUAUGCAGCUCUUGAAAGUCUGGAUGAAGAGAGAGUGACAAAUGCUAUGCUGAAUGCCAUCAUUUCCUUAUCACAAACCAUCGAAUUGGAUGUUCGUUGGGUGCCGCAGUUUGAAAACAAUCCAAGAUUUCUCAACGUCUUUGUUAUCAUUAUGGAGAAUCCAUCGCUUCAGAGUCCUGAAUACCUAGAAGUCGCUUAUCCAAGUUUCUGCAAAGCCGUCGGCCGUCUUCCCCUGACUGCCCAAGCCACGCUUGCCAGGAUCUGGUCCAGAUUCCCUGCCAACAACCUCAGAAAAAAACUGGAAAGUCUGCAACAGCUCAUCACGUGCAAAGUACUGACUGACCAUUUUGGGCCACAUCAGAGAAACAUACAUGAUGACGAGAACAUCACAGCAGCAACAAAGUGCAUGAAAGUGAUCUUCUAUGCCAGCAUCUUAGGAGGAACUGUACACAAGGCAAGGUCCACCAACACCCAGGAGGAAGAGGAGAUGGAUUUGAGAGAACUCCUUGGAGCUGUAGGGAAUGACAACAAAGAUAAGAAGCUUCCCAAGGAGGACCCUCUUACCAAGGAGCUCUCCACAUCAGUCCUAGACUCUACAGAGCCUCUCAUACCAUUUGAGGAAUUCUACAAUGAGCCUCUUAGUGAUCAGAUCGAAAUCAGCGAUGACUUUGCAAGAUACAAAAAAGAUGGAUUUUCACAGAGUGGACAGUUCUCCUUUCUGAAUUAUCCCUUCAUCCUAACACCUGCAGCCAAGAACAUGGGUCUCUACUAUGAUAACAGAGUGCGCAUGUACAACGAAAGAAGACUGACUGUCUUAAAUAGCCUCGUCCAAGGAGAGCAGUUUAAUCCUUACUUGAAACUGAAGGUCAAACGGAGCACUGUGAUUGACGAUGCGCUCGUUAAUCUUGAAAUCAUUGCCAUGGAGAAUCCUUCAGAUCUUAAGAAGCAGCUGUACGUUGAGUUUGAAGGAGAGCAAGGCGUAGAUGAAGGAGGUGUGUCCAAGGAAUUCUUCCAACUUGUAGUUGAGGACAUCUUCAACCCGGAUAUUGGCAUGUUCACCUACAACGAAGGCACCAAGUUCUACUGGUUCAAUCCGACCUCAUUUGAGAAUGAUCGCCAGUUCACACUGAUCGGUAUUGUACUGGGUCUGGCUAUCUAUAACAACAUCAUCCUGGAUAUACAGUUUCCUAUGGUGGUCUACCGGAAACUCAUGGGAAGGAAGGCAACGUUUGAAGACUUGGAACCAAUCCAACCAGUGUUAUACAACAGCUUCAAGUGCUUGCUAGAGUGUGAAGGCAACGUGGAGGAGAUAUACAUGAUGAACUUUGUCAUCAGUUACAAGGAUGUGUUUGGUAACACCAUCACACAGAACCUGAAAGAAGAUGGGGAGAAUACACCUGUCACCAAGGAAAACAGACAGGAGUUUGUUGAUAGGUACGUGGACUACUCCCUGAACACACUUCCAGAGAAGCAAUUCAGGGCUUUCAAGCGUGGCUUUGACAUGGUGACUGAUGAAUCUCCUCUCAAGAUUUGGUUCCGUCCUGAGGAGGUGGAGCUCCUGGUCUGUGGAAGCAGGCACUUUGACUUUGAUGCACUGGAAGAGGCAACAGAAUAUGAUGGUGGCUACACGAAAGACUCCACCAUCAUCAAGGACUUCUGGGAGAUUGUGCACCGAAUGUUGGCAGACCAGAAGAAGAAACUGUUGAUGUUUACCACUGGAAGUGACCGGGUACCAGUUGGAGGUCUGGCCAAGCUCCGACUCAUCAUUGCUAAGAAUGGACCCGACUCGGACAGGCUGCCCACAUCUCACACAUGCUUCAACGUCCUACUGCUGCCAGAAUACAGCAGCAAGGAAAAGCUGGAGGAGAGACUACUGAAAGCCAUCACUCAUGCCAAGGGCUUUGGUAUGCUGUAAGGUAGCACAGUGCGAGCCUGUAAGGUAACUCCUACACCACCAGGAUCCAACACAAUCCUACAGAAUCUAAUAAGUCCAGAAUGUAAUUACUGUCUUUUUCAAAUGCUCAGAU